Aphidius gifuensis is the source of this 1125-nucleotide messenger RNA. RefSeq lists its product as uncharacterized. NCBI's taxonomy places the organism in Eukaryota, Metazoa, Arthropoda, Insecta, Hymenoptera, Braconidae. The record is from RefSeq and is a predicted model, not a curated record. The transcript is spliced from 5 exons. The coding region runs from base 1 to 1125 and encodes 374 amino acids.
AUGACGGUACGAUAUGUGCAAGAAGUGUUUGCUAAACGUCGAACAAAGACAAUUCCUAAAUCAAAUCUGGAAGUUUGGAAUAAAGAGUUACGCUACACUGAAAUUUUAUACGUGUGUAAAUUUGAUGGAAAAAGCUAUGAAGAUAAUAAAAAAAAGGGUGUUCGUUUAAAUACAAGGACUCGUAAAGUUGAGUGUCCAGCAUUUAUCAAAUUUUGUAUUUCAUCUUGCAAAAAAUUCUUGGUCAUUACGGAAUAUCAACCUAAUCAUCAGAGUCAUGAGCAUUCAAAGAAUUUUUUUGAAUAUCUGCGCAGACUAUCUUUGGACGAAAAGAAUGAAGUAAUUAAAUUGCUAAAGUUACAAUGUAACCACAAACUUUUACAAAAACACAUUCUUGAUGAAUUUGGUAAAAAUGUAACACUUAAAGAUAUAACAAAUUUACAAAGUAUUUUACAUCGAUCUGAGAAUCUACAAGAAGCAACCCAAUUGUUGAAAGCAAAAGGUGCUUAUACACAAAUUCGGGCCAUCAAUAAUCAAUUGAAAGCAGUGUAUUUUCCUACACCAGAUAUGAAGUCGAAAUUCAGUGCUUGGCCGGAUAUACUAUUCAUCGAUUGUACAUAUAAAUUACUCAAGUCUGACUUAUCAGUGUUAUUAAUAGCCGUUGAAGAUUCAGUUGGGGCCACUGAAAUUGUAGGUGUUGGUCUUCUUGCUGGUGAAGAUGCUGACAAUUUUGAAUGGUGUUUUAAUUGUUUUAAAAAUGAUAAUUUGUCAGCAUGUUCACGAAUCAAUUGUAUUAUGACAGAUAAAGACAUGACCAUGAGAGCUGCUCUUGGUGUAGUUUUUCAAGAAAUACCGUUAUAUUUGUGCUCAUUUCAUACACUUCAAACGUUUUCUCGUGAAAUUACAUGUGAAAAAAGAAAAAUAUCAAAACAAAUCAAAACCAAAUGCUUAGAAUAUAUGCAGAAAAUGACCUAUAGUAAAAGUGAAAAUGAAUAUCAAAGACUAUAUGAAGAGUUUAUAAAUUUCGCUCCUUUAUCUGUCAAAUCAUAUUUUGACAAAUGUUGGCAUCCAAUUAAAGAUCAGUGGACAUAUUCACUUAUAAGUGGACUAUUACUUAUAAGUUAUUAG